Vigna angularis (adzuki bean) is the source of this 1578-nucleotide messenger RNA. Its product is annotated as protein OSB3, chloroplastic/mitochondrial. Gene Ontology annotation, cellular component: mitochondrial nucleoid. The record is from RefSeq and is a predicted model, not a curated record. The transcript has 10 exons. Gene Ontology annotation, molecular function: single-stranded DNA binding. Gene Ontology annotation, biological process: mitochondrial DNA replication; positive regulation of helicase activity. NCBI's taxonomy places the organism in Eukaryota, Viridiplantae, Streptophyta, Magnoliopsida, Fabales, Fabaceae. The coding region runs from base 99 to 1355 and encodes 418 amino acids.
AAAGUUUACUGUUUUUUAAUGUUUAAAGCGACAUUUUAUACAUGUUUUAAAAUGAAAAUGGAGUAUAAGACUAAGGUGCAGACAAAUAACAACCAUUUAUGAAAGUAAGCGAAAUGAAUGGUUGGGUGCUACGACAGUUUGGCAAAGGUGGCAGGGAUUCUUCGGUUUCCCCUCUCAUUCUUCUUCUCCGUUCCUACGCCACUCGCCGCUCCAAACCCACCCCACCGGAGAUUCCUUUUCAGCCCAAACUGGCUAACGCCGUCGAUCUCAUCGGUCAGCUACUCACGCCUCUUCAGUUCCACGAAUCUCCCGAAGGCAACGCCUGGGCCACCGCCGUCAUCACGCGCCAAGAGUCCCCUUCUUCUCCUUUCCUCUCGAUUCCGCUUCUAUUCGAGGGUGAUCUCGCUCAUACCGCCAAAUGCCAUCUCAAACUCAAUGAUUUCAUCCACAUUGCUGGAAAUCUCACCACUGAUCGUCAUCCACUACACCCCCAACAACACCACCAUCAAAGCAAUAUCCAGGUUAUGGUGCAAACCCUGAACUUUGUUCAAGGAUAUCCCCAACUCAACACUACAUCCGCAUCUUCAACUACCAAAAUACUUCCUUUCUCUAAAAGUGAGGAGCAUGACAUCAAUCCAUCAAGGAAGAAUAUCCGUGCCAAGCAGAGUAAAGAGCUGGACAAAGACAAUUCUUGGAAGGAUCUCCUUGAUAACCCCGUUGAAUGGUGGGAUCUUCGUUCAACAGAGGAGAAUCCAAAAGGUGCAGCUUUUGAAAGAAAGACAAAUGGUGAAUUACUCUUUAUCAAUAGCUCAACUCCCAAAUGGGUGCAAGAGAAAUUAGAGUUAGUGACAAUUAACUUGAAACCUGAACCAAAACACUCAAUAUCCUCUGCGAAGAACAGCCCAGAUUCUUCAAUGAGUUCUUGGAUAGACCUUGUAGAUAAUCCAAAGCAGUGGUGUGAUUUCCGUGACAGCAAACAAAAUGGAUUGGUACAUCCAAAGCACCCUGAUUUCAAGCGCAAGGAUGGCAGUGUUUCCCUCUGGCUUGGCAAGGGUGAAACGUGGGUUUUACCCAAACUGAAAGGGCUUGAAUUUGAAGUUCCCGUUCUUAAAUCCAAAAAAGCAAAGGAUAGUAAAGGUGGUGAUGUGUACUGGAAUGAUUUGGUACAAAAUCCGGCUAAAUGGUGGGAUAAUAGAGUAGAUAAGAGGAAUGAAAAGGCUCCUGAUUUCAAGCACAAAGAAACUGGUGAAGGGCUGUGGCUUGGUUCUUCACCAAGUUGGGUGUUAGACAAAUUGCCACCAGUGAAGCCUAAACAAAGUGUAGAAACUGACAGGAAAUCGACACCGGUUUCAUGAGCAAUGGAGAAAGAAGCAGAGAAUGGAGUCACUUACUAAGUUGGAUAUAGGAUAUAUCCUGUUAUGAGUUUCACUUCCAUGUAAUUAACUUUUUCCUUAGUAAACUUCUGUUUUACUGAUACCUUUACAAACUUAGUACCCUCACAUAUCGCUUACUCAGCAUUUGACUUGCAGUUUCUACCAGCCAGCAGAUCUAUACAAAAUUACUGGUGUUAUUCAAAUA